CGCAGUCCGCCUGCCGGUUGUCCUCCGGCCGAGCGGGAGUCUUUGCCGUCCUCUGCCGGGGCGAGUGGAGGAAGGGAAGUUCCGUAAGGCGCUUUUCGUGAACCGGGACGGUUAGAAGGGCGAAGGUCUGACGUCCCGACUGAGAAAUCGAACAGCUUGUUACAAUUUUGAAGAGAACGGGUUUUUUUACAUCCUGCUAGAAGAUGUCAAGGAAAAGCUCCAGGGAUCCCAAGAAAGUAAAUUUAUCCAGCUCUUUGGAAUCAGAAGAUAUUAGCUUAGAGACGACCUUCCCCACCGAUGAUAUCUCCUCGUCAGAAGAUCGGGACGGUACCGUCAAAAUUACGAGGCAGCUUAUAGAGAGGAAAGAACUGCUGCAUAAUGUCCAGUUACUCAAAAUCGAGCUUUCUCAGAAGAACUUGAUGCUAGAUAACUUAAAAGUGGAGUACUUGACAAAGAUUGAAGAACUAGAAGAGAAACUUAAUGAUGCAGUCCAUGAGAAACAACUACUGUCUUUACGACUAGAUAACCAGCUGGCGUUACAGCAAGAAGAUGCUAGAAAACAUCAAGAAUUAAUGAAACAGGAAAUGGAAACCAUCUUAUUGCGCCAAAGGCAACUAGAAAAGAACAAUCAUCAGUUACGAGAGCGCUCUGGAGAUAUACGUCGUAGCCUGCGUGAUCUUGAAUUGAACGAAGAGUAUUACACCAAACUCAAAUCUCUUUCAGAAGAUGAACUUUCCAUUCCUGAAUACGUGUCUAUUAGAUUCUACGAAGCGGUGCAUCCUUUAAAAAACGAGAUCGGCGAACUGCAGGCCAAGAAGGAGGCAGCCUGGGAAGAACUGAACGAGUACAAAUCUCAGCUCAAGCACUUGUUAGAGAGUUAUGAAAUGGAACGAAAAAAUCGGUCAGAGACUGAAGUGCGAUGUCAGCGCUUAACCAUUGAACUGGCUGAUACAAAACAAAUGAUUCAGCAAGGUGACUAUAGACAGGAGAACUAUGAUAAAAUAAAAAGUGAGCGUGAUACUUUUGAACAUGAAUUUUCAGAGCUCCGAAGAAAAUACGAAAUACUCGAAGUUUCCCACAAGGCCAUAACUGCUGAAAGGAAUGACAUAUCCAAAGAGGCUACCGCUUUGCAACAGUCUGUGACUUUGCUGCAGAAGGACAAGGACUACCUCAACCGACAGAACAUGGAGCUCAGCGUCCGUUGUGCUCACGAAGAAGACCGCCUCGAAAGGCUUCACAUGCAGCUAGAAGACACCAAAAAAGCCAGAGAAGAAAUGUAUGAGAAAUACGUCACGUCCAGGGAUCACUACAAAACGGAGUACGAAAACAAACUGCAUGAGGAACUGGAACAGUUAAGGCAGAAAACAUCCCAAGAGAUAGAUCAGCUUCGAACAGCUACAAAGGAAAUGUACGAGCGGGAAAACAGAAACCUGAGAGAAGCAAGAGAUAAUGCCGUGAGUGAAAAGGAAAGAGCUGUGAUAGCUGAAAAAGAUGCAUUGAGCAAAUACGACCAGCUAUUGGAACAAUACCGGCAGCUGCAGCUCAGCACUGAAAACAAAGUGGCCGAACUUCUCCACCAGAGCAAACUCAAAUCUUUUGAGAGCGAACGAGUGCAGCUAAUCCAGGAAGAGACCUCCAGGAACCUCUCCCAGUGUCAGCUGGAGUGUGAAAAGUAUCAGCGGAAACUAGAAGUAUUAACGAAAGAAUUCUACAGUCUUCAAGGACUGAGUGAGAAAAAAAUCUCGGAACUUCAGGCACAGAAUUCUGAGUACCAAGCAAGGCUUGACACGUACGAAAAACUCGAAAAAGAACUCGAUGAGAUAAUAAUGCAAACGGCCGAACUUGAGAAUGAGGAUGAGGCAGAAAGAGUUCUGUUUUCCUAUGGAUACGGUGCCAAUGUCCCUACAACAGCCAAAAGACGGUUGAAGCAAAGCGUGCAUUUGGCAAGAAGAUUGCUACAGCUAGAGAAGCAAAAUACAUUGCUUGCAAGAGAUUUGGAGCGCCAGAAGGAAGAAGUUGCUCGCAUUUCACAAGAGCGAGAUAAAGCAAAUUCUCUGUUGAACCAAGUGCAGCAGCCCUACAAGUACCUCAUUGAGUCUGUGCAGCAAAGAGAUUCCCAGAUCCUUGCACAGAAAGAACGGAUUGCUCAGCAUGAAAAGGACAUCAGUCAGUUAAAUGAAGAGAAGAAGGCUUUGCUGAGGGUCAAGAACCAAAUGGCGGCAGAUUUGGAAAGACUUCUAAAUCACCGUGAGGAACUAGCCGCUAUGAAACAGAUGCUGCUUACUCUUCGUGGUCAACCCCAAGGGGACAGUUUGCCUCAGAAACAGAGAAAAACUUCACCGGAAAAAUCUAUCUCAAAUCCAUCGGUUCAGGUCCAUUUCCCACACGAGGAUGGAAAUACAUUUGCACCCAAACCAACAGUCUUCACAAAGGAGGCUCCAGCACAAGGCCGGAAGAAGGGAAAACAAACCAAAGCACCCUAAAAGUUUUACUCCAGGGAAGGAUAAUCACAAUCAUGUUCUAAGACUUCUUAAUUCACCCACUCUAUUUUCCUAACUGCAUUUUAACUCCCUUCUGCUUUUAAUAUCCCUGUGGCUCCAAAGAGACCCAUUCUGAUCAUUUAGGAUUCGUGCCACUGGUCUACACGCUUAAAUGCUGCUAAUAAAAAAACAUUGGACUGUA
This is a messenger RNA of Pantherophis guttatus, 2682 nucleotides long. RefSeq names its product progesterone immunomodulatory binding factor 1 (gene PIBF1). The record is from RefSeq and is a predicted model, not a curated record. Gene Ontology annotation, cellular component: microtubule organizing center. Lineage: Eukaryota; Metazoa; Chordata; Lepidosauria; Squamata; Colubridae. Gene Ontology annotation, biological process: cilium assembly.